GGUGUAGCAGGUGGGUGGAGGGCGGCAGGCUACAAAAUGAGAGAAUGAGCUGCGCUGGAGGAGCACAUGUGAGAGGCGCACCACAGGAGCCCGACGCGCUGCGAUAAUUAGCCGCGGAUAUAUUAACGGGAAUUACCGGAUUAUGAGGAUUUGAGAAGGAGAAGUCGCCAGAAUCCGGUGUCAUACAAGGCGAGGGAUUAAGUUAGGCGUCUUCACUCCUCCGGUCUGCCGUUAUGGGGAUAGACCGGCGGCGGAGAGCAUCGCUGGCUCUCACCUUGAACUUCCUCGCCUUGUUCCUGGCCGUGUCGGCGCUGACCACCAGCUACUGGUGCGAGGGGACGAGGAAAGUGGUGAAGCCGUUCUGCACCGGCCAGGUCACCACCAGGCAGUCGUUCUGCAUCAGGUUCAACAGCUCCAACAUCAACGACACGCGGCUGGUGCAGUACAUCUGGGAAACAGGGGAGGAUAAGUACGUGAUGCGGAAGUUUCACACCGGCAUCUGGUUCUCCUGCGAGCAGAACAUCAACAUGACCGGUGAAAAAUGCAGAAAUUUCAUUUAUGUUGCACCAUCAAAUGAAAGAGGAGUGCUGUGGCUGUGCAUUGUUGCGGAGUGCCUGUACAUCCUCCUGCUGGCCACUGGGGGCAUCCUCAUGUCCGUAGAAGUGUGUCACUUUGGCAAUGUCAUUGACGGCCUCAAGCUCAAUGCCUUCGCUGCCAUAUUCACUGUGCUCUCAGGUCUUCUCGGUAUGGUGGCCCACAUGAUGUUCACCACAGCCUUCCAGCUCACUGUCAGUCUGGGCCCAGAGGACUGGAAACCUCAAACAUGGGACUACAGCUGGUCAUACAUUUUGGCAUGGAGCUCCUUUACGGCCUGCAUGGCCUCCUCAGUCACCACCAUCAACCGCUACACUAAAACCAUCCUGGAGUUCAAGCACAAGCGCAGGAACAUUGAGAAGAACCUGAAGAUCAAGCAGAAGCUGUUGGAGCUGGACUCUCCGGAGCAGGUGUGGGAUAUGUACAUUAGCUCGGUGCCGAGUACUGCCGAGGAGCUGCUGGACCUUUCGUCCAACGGCCGCAAACUCUCUAACACCUCCAUCUUCUUGGACCUCAACGACCUUCCUGACCCACAGGGAGAGGAGUACUGCUAGACUAGCAGGGUGUAGCAUUUUUAACAUCACUAUGUUAUUGUCAUGUGUAGUGUAAUACAACAGUGUAAAUACUGUAAACAAAAUGAGACCAUGGUUGAGACCUGGUGAUACAAUGUGGCUAGCAUAUUAGCCAAAAGCAGACACAGAGCAACAUUACCAUUCAUUUAGAGUCAUAUUUGUGGCCGCCUGAUUAAUCCAAGUCAUGUACUUUACUUUUACCUCUCUUUUGGUCUUCACCAACUCAUGAGAAGUAUAACUGGGUCUUUAGCUUAUUAAAUAUUCAACUGUGCUCACCAGCAAGUUGGUAAUGGUUGAUGAAAGACCUGUAAAACCAAAAAAAUCCACUGAAAGAGGCUGGGAAGAUCUAUCGCGCUAAGAAGACCUUCAGAGUCGGUAAUAAAUUCUCUGACACUACAGUUGUUACAAAUUCUUAUUUGACUAUUGUUAUCAUAACAACACUGAGCAAUGUCUCCUGUUUUGGCUUACUCAUCUUUUGCAAAAAUCAAGGCAGUAUCUACCAUUCUGUCUAUCAUGGCCCAGUUUGGGGGAUAAAGAAACGUCAGCAGCCUGAAAUCUCAGCUUUAAGAUGUAGUUUUUGAUAAAUCAAAUAAAAUUAGGGGUAUAAAAUAUGCUUCAUAAUCCACACUGUUUUAGGACAGUGGCCUCUAACCUUUUUGAACCAUUUUUGAAUCAAAUGGCCUAGUUGGUGUACAAUGACUAAAAUAAAGAUUUUUAAAGAUUAGACUAUAAGACAAACAUUAGGAUAUUGUAAAACACGUGAUUUCUUCCAAAUAAUCUCUCUAUGUAUUUUAAACAUGCAAUAAUUCAGGGUUAUAUUUAUCCAGGCAAGCUAAAUUACUAGAAGUUCGCUAGUUAGCAACUCGUUGGCCAGCUAGGUUACUGUUGUUCUGGGCUGAUAGAAAGUGGUAAGAAGGAUGUAACACAAACAACAAAAAAUUCAAGGACAUUAUGACAAAAAUGCCCUUUUUAUAGAAACAAAGUUAUUGUCUGGCUCUUAAGUCAUUGCUUGCUAAAAAAUGCUAUGUGGCAUUAGCUACUUGGCAAAGAACUGGGAGAUACAUUUUUGUUUAUUUGUUUUGUUCUUUUUUAUUCAACCAUUUUAUAGUAACAGUACAAUGCUAAGCUUACUGCUAAGACAUUAUUGAAACUAAACCAAGCAAAAGAUAAUAAUUUUGUCACCGCAAUAUUUCUUAAAUAAUGGCUAGAGCAAUUUACAGUUAGCCUACUUUCUUCUCUUGUCGCUGUUGGUUAGCAGUCCAACAAAUUUCCUGCCAAAGCUAAUGUAAUUUCCUGCCAGACAGAUGUAAAUUGCAGCAGGUGACUGUUUGCAGUCUGCUCAGCAGUGGUCUCAGUUGUUUACAGUAACUAUACUAAUUUCUCAGAAUUGGUUAAGUUUACAUAAAAAUUAGUAUUUCACUUUUGAGCGCUGGUUUUGAUAAUAUUAAGGAUAUGGCAUAUACAUGAUUCUACAGUAUCCAGGUUUCUUAUCAUCUGCAUCCAGUUGUGUCUUCAUUUCUCACCAUCUCAGCCAUUAUGUGUUCUGUUACAACCAAUACAUUUCAGAAGCUAGGAUAAGGUUUUAUCACUAUUUUCUGAAACCAGGAUUAGAUGUGUUCAUGUACAAAAUGUAAACAGGAUACUUCUGGCUACCAUGAUGCUAAAAUGCUUCGUGUAGCACAUUUAAGGUCUACUUUCAAACCACAUAACAUGUUGCUGAGUCCACCAUAUUGGUUCUACAGUUGUAUUGCUAGGUUAUAAACAAUACUGCUAAGAAGGCUCACUGUCUGAAUCCUGUAAUUUAAAGAGAGAGUCAACCUAAGGAAAAAAAUAAAAGCCAAGUUGCUGUAGAUACACAUUGCUGGACAGCCCAGUGAUGAGGCCAACUACUGAUUGGAAUAUGGUCCAGGCACUGUACUUUGGAGAGAUGCUACCAUCCUACCCAACAUAUAAACCAAACAGAGUUAAGCUGUUCAAAACACACUCUGUCAAGCGUUAUUCCCUGUAGUACCACAUAAUUCAGCGUUUGUGAAGAAGCAGAGUGAAGAUCAAGGGACUGUAGCAACACAGGGUGGACCUGAGGAUUUUGCUCCUUUACCCACAGAGGAGCCACAAAUGGCAAGUAUGAAGGACAGCAGUUCCAUGGUUGGAGGAUGCCUAUAGGCCACACUGAGUGCCUUUAUUUCCAGCAGCAUGCCUCCGAUUGCACAGCAUGUUCUGUACUCAUGAUAUCUUAACAAGGGCAACGCUGUUUCUCCAACUAAUACCUGCUUUAGGGAAAAUAUGUAGCUGUCUGUGCAAACUGCCAAACUCACCAGAGGAGCACACCUCUCUCGAUGCUCUCUGUAUUAGUAUUUACUUGAUAAUGGGGUACUUUACUUGUAUUUAUAGAAAGACACAGACUUGUUGUUAUUUACAGUAAUUUUAAGUGCAUUUGAAAAUAUAUAUUUGUGUAUUUUAUUUUUUUGUUCAAUUCUUAGUGAAAUGUAAUGUCAAAGACUUUCCAAUAUAUUCUGCUUGAGUUUAAAUUCUAUUACAUCACCCUGGGUUGCACUAUAUGCCGAAGCAUGGAUUGCUGUGUCUUUACGUGUUUGUCAAGACUUAUUUACAGUGGCACUUUUUGUGUAGUGUUCCUUAGUUAUUUUUUGUGAGUAUUUAUUUGCAACCUAGUAUGUUAAUAUGAAUAAAACUAUUUCUAUGAGAAAUUUUAAUUUAAAGCUAAAUGAGGAGCAUAUAUCAUAAUAAAGAACUUGUUUUUA
This is a messenger RNA of Amphiprion ocellaris (clown anemonefish), 3925 nucleotides long. It is a transcript of the gene gsg1l2b, whose product is annotated as gsg1-like 2b. The coding region runs from base 234 to 1148 and encodes 304 amino acids. The record is from RefSeq and is a predicted model, not a curated record. NCBI's taxonomy places the organism in Eukaryota, Metazoa, Chordata, Actinopteri, Pomacentridae. Gene Ontology annotation, cellular component: plasma membrane. The transcript has 5 exons.